UCACUUCGUCUUUAUAAAUAUCUCCAUAUCCAUUUUCUACCUUUCAACAUCAACCAUCAAUCAAUAAUUAAAUAUCUCACAUUAGCACUACACUCUAAUCAAUCAAUUUUCUGUUCAAAUCAAUUCUUCAACCAACCAAAAAAAAGCAAUCAACAAUGUCGCUGAUUCCAAGCUUCUUCGGAAACCGAAGGAACAACACCUUCGAUCCCUUCGCAAUGGACCUGUGGGACCCAUUCGAAGGCUUUCCCCUCGGCGGUAACUUUAACCAGUCUCUCUCCUCCGGCAGCACCUCCGCCCGCGACACCGCCGCAUUCGUCAACGCUCGAAUUGACUGGAAGGAGACACCUGAGGCGCACGUGCUCAAGGCGGAUCUUCCUGGAGUGAAGAAGGAGGAGGUGAAGGUUGAGGUGGAAGAUGGGAAGGUGAUCCAGAUCAGCGGAGAGAGAAACAGGGAGCAGGAGGAGAAGAAUGACACGUGGCAUCGUGUUGAGCGGAGUUCUGGAAAGUUCUUGAGGAGGUUUAGGUUGCCUGAGAAUGCGAAGAUUGAGGAGAUUAAGGCGAAUAUGGAGAAUGGUGUUCUUACUGUUACUGUUCCUAAAGUUGAGGAGAAGAAGCCUCAGUUGAAAUCGAUUGACAUUUCUGGCUGAAAUUAUCCUGUGCUUUCUAUCAAAUCUGGAGUUAAAGCGGAUUGUAUUAAUGAUGCUUACUAUGUAAUCUUUAGUGAUCUAUGUUAAUAGUAUGAAAUUAUUAAUAAUAAGUAUAUCUAUGUAUUAAUGAUGCUUACUAUGUAAUCUUUAUUUUGAUCUUAAUAAAUUUUGUUUAUAUUAAA
This is a messenger RNA of Chenopodium quinoa (quinoa), 829 nucleotides long. Its product is annotated as 17.4 kDa class I heat shock protein-like. Bases 156 to 647 code for a protein of 163 amino acids. The record is from RefSeq and is a predicted model, not a curated record. The transcript has a single exon. NCBI's taxonomy places the organism in Eukaryota, Viridiplantae, Streptophyta, Magnoliopsida, Caryophyllales, Amaranthaceae. Gene Ontology annotation, biological process: response to salt stress; protein folding; response to hydrogen peroxide.